Dovyalis caffra is the source of this 855-nucleotide messenger RNA. NCBI's taxonomy places the organism in Eukaryota, Viridiplantae, Streptophyta, Magnoliopsida, Malpighiales, Salicaceae. The record is from the annotation of a GenBank genome assembly.
AUGCAGAGGCAAUGCCAUUUGUCAAUUGUCAAUGGUUACUGCAAGACGCUGUUACCAUCACCAUCCUCCUCCUCCUCCUCCUCCUCCUCCUCCUCCUCCUCCUCCUCCCCGCCUCAUCUUCCUUUCAGUAAUAAUGGGUGGGGCCCAUAUCACUACCAUCAAGCUGGCUUCAUGGGCCCACAACUACCACCACCACCAACACAGCUGAGGCAUCAUAAUUCAGGAUUGGUGCAGCAGCCACGUUAUGUUCAGCAUAAUCAAGCGAAGACAAUCAAGAAUGUUGUGAAUGUGAAUAAGGCUAGUAUUAAAGUUGUCCCGGAUGAGAAUAAUUCGGGUUACCACUUGGUUUCCUUUUCUUUUGAUGCUGUUGUUGAUGGCAGGCUUUUUGAGUUGGAUGAGCUAUCAAAGCCCUCACCCAAGGAAGAUAUGUUCCCGCUUGUUAUCUUUGCUGAAGCAUGCUCACCUUCUCUCUCUACAUCUACAAGUCAAGAGCCUGACAAGGCUCUGCCUACCUUGUCUACUCAUGCACAAAUAACUGAAGCUGUCUUGGAGAAAAAUAACGAAGGCCAUUUUCAAGUAAAAGUAGUCAAGCAAAUCUUAUGGAUUGACGGGAUUCAUUAUGAGUUGCGAGAGAUCUAUGGCAUUGCCAAUUCUGACAGUGCUAGCUUUGAUGAGGGUGAUUCAGGAAAAGAAUGUGUUAUUUGCAUGACUGAUCCAAAGGAUACAGCUGUUUUACCUUGUCGACAUAUGUCUAUCAACGAGUGGUUAGACCAUUCUGAUUGUGUUGAUGCAUGCAUCCAAUGCAAAGCAUAUCCUUUAGAGAAACUGGCUUAUGCCUUAAAGCUCUUCAGUUAG